Arachis ipaensis is the source of this 1316-nucleotide messenger RNA. The record is from RefSeq and is a predicted model, not a curated record. NCBI's taxonomy places the organism in Eukaryota, Viridiplantae, Streptophyta, Magnoliopsida, Fabales, Fabaceae.
CGCGCCCAAAGAAGAAACGGUCGGACUCUAUUUUUGCUAAACGUGCAAAUUAAUUGCAGCCCAGUUAACAAAGCGAUAAAUUCCUUUUUUGAAAUGUGUUCAUAAUUUUCGUCUCCGAAAAAACCCGUUUUGAGUUUUAACCCAAGCUUGAUCGCACGUGGAGCUUGGGGGCUUAAGUACCUAACCUCAAUGCGCCGAGGUAUAGUCCUAAACAAAAAGCUCAACUUGCUGCAUUCACACCAAGUCAAGCUUGGGGGCUGUGUAUUGUACCCAAAGAUCUCGGCCCAAUCCGAGCUAUACCUCGACGCAACGGUUACAUUCUAACAGCUCACGCACCAAAAUCUCGGAACCAGUUCGCACGCCAAUAUAUUGGACUAGCCCACUUAUCAGAGAUCUCGGACCUCACUGACCGUUUGAUGAUGCUCCUUUUAACAAAGUAAUUCUUCAACAAUAUGAGGACAAAACAAUGUCCGAAGACCACAAUGAAGAGAAUGAAUCUGGUGUUUCAGAUAUGUUCAGACUCCAUCAAGUACUUGGUGGUGUUGAUGUUGUAGCUGUAAGAACUUGUAUGGAGAUUGAAGCUAAAUCCAUAAAAUCUCUUCAAAAUCAAUGCAGGAAACCGGUUAUUCCAGCUGGGUUAUUGCCACCUUCAUUACACUUAUUCAAUAAUGAAGACAGUAAAUAUGAUGAAAAUUGGAACACAAUCCUUAAGUGGUUGGAUGAACAAGAAGAAAGGUCAGUGAUUUAUGUAGCAUUUGGAAGUGAAGUGGCACUAAAUGAUGAAGAAUUCACAGAGAUAACUAUGGGAUUAGAGCUAUCUGGCUUUCCCUUUUUCUGGGUACUGAAGAAGCAAAAUAGUAGUCCAGAUGUAAGUAGUUCAAUGGAGACAAAACGCGGGAUUAUAUGGACUAAUUGGGUUCCACAAUUAAAGAUAUUAGUACACAAAUCUGUUGGAGGAUUCUUGAGUCAUUCUGGUUGGAGUUCUGUGAUUGAGUCUCUUCAAUUUGGAUGUCCACUUAUUAUGUUACCCUUUCAAAAUGAACAAGGAUUAGUUGCUAGGCUUAUGGAAGAGAAAAUGGUGGAAAUAAAAGUUCCAAGAAACGAACAUGAUGGGAAGUUCACUAGAGAUUCAUUGGCUAAGGCAUUGAGAUCAGUGAUGUUGGAAGAUGAUAAAGGUAAGAUUUAUAGAAAUCAUGCUGAGAAAAUGAGCAAGAUCUUUGGGGACAGACAGUUACACCAAAAGUACAUAGACGAGUUUGUUGAUUAUAUGGUAAUUCAUAGUCCCUCAUCAAAGAUUAUUGCAAAAUUGUAUUGAU